GGAAGUGGUUGGUGUUGCUGUGCUUGUUGCAGAAAGCCCAGACGGACGGCCGAGCCUUGCUCGCUCCGCUUCGACCCCAUAAGCGGUGAAAUAACGGGUGGUUGGUCUCCCGGUGGCGCUCCGUACGUCGUGUCGUUCACGCUGUCGGACCAUGCCCCGCGCCGGCGUGUCCGUUGGAGGUUUCCGUGGGUGAAAAAGUUGCCAGACCAAAGGUUGACCUGCGCCUCCACAGAUGUGGCCUCUACCCCCCCCCAGCCUCCUGUUCACUACCGGAGAGGAUGCUGCGUUGCGUGAGCGGCUGUGGCUCGGCCUGGAGGGAUGACAGAGCAUUAGCAGACAUGGAGACGGGGGAGACGCACAAACAGCUGGAAACGCCACAUCUGCACAGCCGGGAUUCUCCCCGUUAAAUCCUCUCAGGACCACAGAAAACCCUAUUUUUAUAUUCACGGUUGAGCCGGUUUUGUUAGCGAUCGAGAAGCCAUACGUCAAGAGACUUCAGAAUGAGUUCAGAGGGCUUUCAGUACCGCGCACUGUACGACUACAAGAAGGAGCGGGAGGAGGACAUUGACCUGCACGUUGGCGACAUGCUGCUGGUCAGUAAGGGAGCGCUGCUGGCGCUGGGGUGCAGCAACGGCGCCGAGGAGAGGCCGUCGGAGAUCGGCUGGCUCCCGGGCUUCAACGAGACCACACAGGAAAAAGGCGACUUCCCAGGGACAUACGUGGAGUUUGUUGGAAGGAAAAGAAUUUCCCCGCCCACCCCCAAGCCCCGCCCACCCCGACCGCCAUCUGCUGCCUCAACGAGGACGGACUCCGAGUCGGAGAGUUUUGUGUUGCCAGAUCUGCCGGAACAGUUUGGACCUCCAGACACGGCGCCGCCGCUCCUCAGCAGACUGAUGGAGGCCGUCGAGGCGAGAGGUCUGGACAGUCCUGGUCUGUAUCGCAGCGCCGCCGGAGGAGUUCUGGACACGCGGCAGCUGGCCGACACGGACCUGGAGCAGCUGGAGGUGCCGUCCCUUUGUGACGGGGUGAUCCGGUUCUUGUUGGAUCUGCCCGGUCCCGUGCUGCCCCCCCAACUGCAAGGUGAAAUGGUCCACGCGGUCCAGGAGGUCCGAGACCCGGAGGACUGCGCUCAGGUGCUGCGGGCCGUGGCCAGCUCGGCCGCCUGCCCCGCCCAGUACGGUCUGACCCUGCUCAGCGUGGUCCGGCACCUGGCCCGCCUGUGUCUGCACGCCACCAGAAACCAGCUGAGCCCCCGGAUGCUGGGGGAGCUCUUCAGCCCGCUGCUGUUCAGACUCGCCGCAGGGUCCGAGUCCGGUCCGGAUCCUCUGGUUCAGGUGCUGGAGGUUCUGAUCACCAGCGAGCUCAACAUGAACCAAGCUGCUCCAGCUCUGCCUCCCAAACCCCCGAAGACGCCGACCCCCGCAGCUUCCAGCAGCUUCAACAACAGCAUGGCUCUGCAGGACGCCGAGUGGUACUGGGGAGACAUCUCCAGGGAGGAGGUCAACGAGAAGCUGAGGGACACGGCUGACGGUACCUUUCUGGUCCGAGACGCCUCCACAAAGAUGCACGGGGAUUACACGCUGACCCUGAGGAAAGGCGGCAACAACAAACUGAUAAAGAUCUUCCACCGUGAGGGGAAGUACGGCUUCUCCGACCCGCUGACCUUCAGCUCGGUGGUGGAGCUGAUCAAUCAUUACAGACACGAGUCUCUGGCUCAGUACAACCCCAAGCUGGACGUCAAGCUGCUGUACCCGGUCUCCAAACACCAGCAGGACCAAGUGGUGAAGGAGGACAGCAUCGAAGACGUGGGGAAGAAGCUGCACGAGUACCACCUGCAGUACCAGGAGAAGAACCGCGAGUACGACCGGCUGUACGAGGAGUACACCAGAACCUCCCAGGAGAUCCAGAUGAAGAGGACGGCCAUCGAGGCGUUCAACGAGACCAUCAAGAUCUUCGAGGAGCAGUGUCAGACGCAGGAGCGCUUCAGCAAAGAGUACAUCGAGAAGUUUAGACGGGAGGGCAACGAGAAGGAGAUCCAGAGGAUCAUGGAGAACUACGACAAGCUGAAGUCCCGGAUCAGCGACAUCGUGGACAGCAAACGCCACCUGGAGGCGGAUCUGAAGAAACAGGCCGCCGACUACCGAGAGAUCGACAAGAAGAUGAACAGUAUCAAACCCGACCUGAUCCAGCUCCGCAAGACCCGGGACCAGUACCUCAUGUGGCUGACGCAGAAGGGCGUCCGGCAGAGGAAGCUGAACGAGUGGCUGGGCCUGAAGAACGAAACCACCGAGGACGAGUACAGCAUGGUGGAGGACGAGGAGGACCUUCCUCAUCACGACGAGCGUCUGUGGCGUCUGGGGAACAUCAACCGCGGUCAGGCGGAAGCUCUGCUGCGCGGCAAGAGAGACGGCACCUUCCUGGUCCGGGACAGCAGCAAGCCUGGCUGCUACGCCUGCUCCGUGGUGGUGGAGGGGGAGGUGAAGCACUGCGUCAUCAACAAGACGAGCACCGGCUUCGGCUUCGCCGAGCCCUACAACCUGUACGGCUCCCUGAAGGAGCUGGUCCUGCACUACCAGCACACCUCGCUGGUCCAGCACAACGACUCGCUCAACGUCACGCUGGCCUUCCCCGUCUACAGCCAGCAGAGGCGGUGACCCGCCCCCACGCCGCACACCGGCCCACGAAGGACCUCCUGAGCUCGGCGUGGAAACGACGUCGUCACCUCCUUCUUGGACGAGGAGUCUGACCCCAAACCCUGACGCCAGCCUCAAAAUGACCACCAUGACGGUUUCCUGCAAACACUGUGAGAGCGUCAGACUGACGCCCCGCCCUCCCCCUUCGCCGGACUCCUCCUUCCUUUUGUGCGCCUGCUGCCGGUUCGGGCCGUUCAGAGCCGUGUGGCGUCACGUGCAGCAGCUUAUUUUUCCCAUGAUUCCCAGAGAGAAGCGGUACGAACGGCGAACGCAGCCGCAGGCAUCAGCCGGUGCUUUUGUGCUGCAGCUCAUCGGAAAGUUCAAAAAAUGACGCCGCAAAAAGCGUCGAAACUCUCCAACCUUCCUCCAAGAACCAAAUCUGCACAAAAAUGGACACAAAUACCUCCAGGUGGAAACGGUUCGGCUCCAUUUCUGUUCCUCUUGGUUGUUUUUUCCUGAAAAAUGCGAAGGUGAACCACAGCGACGGCGGGAAAAACUCCGCUCCCAACGCCAUCCCAACGCCACUGAUGACAGGAAGUGACCUCAGAAAGCAGCCGGUGACAUCAUCAGCUGGAUCCUGCAGGACAAAACCCAGAACAGCGCAGCGGACUGUCCCACUUCAAACACGGGGGGGCGGCGCGCACUUACCGCAUAAAGUCAGGCUUUUUUCUUCCUGCAUCUUUUCAAAUUAAAAGCCCUUUCAGGAACAAAAAAAGUUUGUUCUGGUGUGAGUCGGGCUUUUAUUAUGAAAGCAUCGUCUGUCUUUUUCUGCUGCUUUAAAACAAACCGGUUCGGUCCAAAGCGGUUCCGUAUCCGAACUCAUCUGAGUUUUAUUUACAUGCACUUCAGGAAAACAUCUAUACAUUUAAUCAAAUCUCAGUUUUAGUUUCAGAAAAUGCAAACCUAAUUAACACAAAUAAGAAAUUCGUCGUCAUGGAGACACAAACAGAAGUCUUCUCUAGAAAAGUGAUGAUUUGUGGACUAACGUCUCAUUUCAGGAUCAGCAUUUAUAAAUACUCAUUUUAAACAUUUUUUAAGCUUUUAGUUUGAAAUCUUUUUGUUUUCAUUUGACGUUUUUGUUUAAAGAAGCUAUAAAUAUUUCUGAUUCCAUUCUAGCUGUUGCCUCUUCUUUUCAUUUGUUCACUUCUUUCUCCUAACAGUAAAAACUAAUAUAUUUCCUCCUAAUUAGUUUUUUUUUUAAUCGUCUUUUGUCAUCUGAAGGCUGCAGGAUCGGCAGACGCUCCUUCAGAAAAUGUUUGGACUUCUGUACAUUUUCUCUGAUCCAUCGCCCCCCCCCCCCCUCCUUUUUUUUAGAUGUAAUUCAAAGUUAUUUUAUUUCCUUAAACACUGUAUUUUCUGUAUCAGAAGUUCUGUUUUCUUUGCUUCUUGCUCUUCAUGUUGACACCAAUAAAACACCAGAACCUACAAA
Molecule: messenger RNA, 4122 nt
Organism: Oryzias latipes (Japanese medaka)
Lineage: Eukaryota; Metazoa; Chordata; Actinopteri; Beloniformes; Adrianichthyidae
Product: phosphatidylinositol 3-kinase regulatory subunit alpha
Biological process (GO): insulin receptor signaling pathway; phosphatidylinositol phosphate biosynthetic process
Cellular component (GO): phosphatidylinositol 3-kinase complex
Molecular function (GO): protein binding; 1-phosphatidylinositol-3-kinase regulator activity
Source: RefSeq, a predicted model, not a curated record